GUGCCAAGUCGGAAUGUUCCGCUCUAUUGUACUGCGCUCAACGUCAUUACAUAACCCAACUCCGCUGGUAGAAGGGGCUCUUCAGCUUUAUAAAUUGUAUUUGGCACAUCUCAAUGCGGCCUCAGAUAACAAUACCAAAGCAUGCAAUGCGAUUGAAGAUGAAUAUUUAAAGGAAGUGGAAGCAUUUCGGCCUUUCUUUACCAUGUCUGCCUCUUUAGAAGUGGCGCAACAAUAUUCUAAGCAGAUAUAUCGCACUCUAAAGUAUUUCGGACUUCAUGAUGAUCCGCUUAUCCGGCAGUUUGAUCAGCUUUUGAGUCGAGUGAGCAUGCGAGAAGCUGCACAAAGAACGCAGAGUAUAUUUAAAGGAGUUGCGCCCAGUAAAUCAAUAUCUGCAAGCCAAACUUUGUCAAAUGUACUAACCUCCUUAGAUGAACGAGAGGAGACGACUUUACCCAGUGAAUUACCCAACCCCCCUAAGAUUGAUCAGUCAACCCCACCCCGCCCGGGUGCGGUGCGUGUACCACUCCGUUAUCGUGGGCACUGGGUUUUGCAGGAACCCGAAAUCAUUAUCACAAAGAGUGAGCGCCGUGAAGAUCCCUGGUAGUUAUCAGAAUUAGCCUGAAUGUCAUGCUUUUA
Molecule: messenger RNA, 636 nt
Organism: Phytomonas sp. Hart1
Lineage: Eukaryota; Euglenozoa; Kinetoplastea; Trypanosomatida; Trypanosomatidae
Source: the annotation of a GenBank genome assembly